UAACCCUGUUGAAUGCUUUUUAACUAAAUUAACAUGGCUCGAAUGAACCGCCCAGCUCCUGUGGAAGUUACGUACAAGAACAUGAGAUUUCUUAUUACACACAAUCCAACCAAUGCAACCUUAAAUAAAUUUAUAGAGGAACUUAAGAAAUACGGAGUUACUACGAUAGUAAGAGUAUGUGAAGCAACUUAUGACACUACUCUUGUGGAGAAAGAAGGCAUUCAUGUUCUUGAUUGGCCUUUUGAUGAUGGUGCACCACCCUCUAAUCAGAUUGUUGAUGACUGGUUAAGUCUUGUAAAAAUUAAGUUUCGUGAAGAACCUGGUUGUUGUAUUGCUGUUCAUUGUGUUGCAGGCCUUGGGAGAGCUCCAGUGCUUGUUGCCCUGGCACUAAUUGAAGGUGGAAUGAAAUAUGAAGAUGCAGUACAGUUCAUAAGACAAAAGCGGCGUGGAGCUUUUAACAGCAAGCAACUUUUGUAUUUAGAGAAGUAUCGUCCUAAAAUGCGGCUGCGCUUUAAGGACUCCAAUGGUCAUAGAAAUAACUGUUGCAUUCAAUAAAGCUGGGGUGCCUGAUGUCAUUGCCUUGGAAAUGGAACUUGACAGGACCUUAUUUGUCCUGCAGAUUAGCCAAUGUACUGACUUGGUGAAUUAGUCUAGUGAAGCUUCCAUGAGAAUAUUGAAAAGCAGUUUUACCAGACCAUAAGCUUGACAGAUUGCAACUUCUGUAUUUGGGUUACAGUCAACCUAUUUGGACAUUUAGCAAAAAAAAAAAAACAAAAGAGUUUUGCUGUUGAGCAUUUAAAAUGUGCUUAUCAUUUGUACCAGUUGACCUUUUCCUAAAAUCAUGUGGUAUUGAGUUAAUGUCUUUAAAUCUAAAUCUAUUUCCAAGCCAGAAUCUUAUCAGUAUAUAAGGAAUUUAGAAAGAUUAGGUGCCAAAAUACCCAGCACAAUACUUAUAUAUUUUAGUAUCAUACAGAAUUAAAAUCCCAGGAACUAUGAACACUCUGGACCUUACGUGGUUUAUUCUUUUGGUCAUUUCAAACAUAAAAAUUAGAGCCUGAAUAGUUAUUUGCCUGCUCACUUUAUGUUUAUACCUCCCACAUUCAUAUACAGUAUGCAUCAAGUUUGUGCAACCUUUUUUUUUUUUUAAUAACCAAGUCUUACCAUGAUUAUAUUCAGUGUCUUUAUGUAAUAUCUCAUCUUGUGUUGUUAGAACCUCCAUUCUGAAAAUCUUUAUUGUACAGAAGCACAUGUCUUUAAUGUCACCAGACAAAAAAAGCCUUACAGUCAAUUUUAUGUUUGCACUUUGGAGUGCGACUUAACAGGGAGGGCCUGAAAAAAGAAUGGAAGGGGGUUAUUAAGUAUUUUUAGCAAAAUGUUGCCUUUGUCUUGUGCAGAACAUGUAGAAUAUGCUGUUUAAUUUAGUAUUUUUUAUAAGUAGAGAUGCUUUUUUGUAGCUAAAAAUCAUAAAAGUUCUGAACUUCUUGGUCAUUUUUUUUUCCAUACUUAUCUGGAAGUUUAUCAACUUGCUUUAUUUGAUGUGAUUUUUCCCCCCCUUUUUCCGACCUCUUGCAAAAAGGAAAAAAAAAAGUGGGUUUCUGCCAAUUAGUUAAGCAGAUAUCUAAUAUUUUAUAUACUUUUUGAGCUGUGUAACUUAAUAUUUGGAUACUUGAUCAUUUGUUUUACUCUGUAAUUGAUAAAAUGGUGAUGUGUAUUAAUGUUAGUUCAACCAUAUAUUUAUACUGUCUGGGAAUGUGUGGUUUUAGUUUUGUGGGAUAAAUUUAUCCGUGUUCACCAGCUUGUAAGAAUCUAGUGCGAGAGCUUAAACAUCUAAAUAAAUGAAAUGCAUUUAUCAUCA
Messenger RNA from Erinaceus europaeus (western European hedgehog), 1855 nucleotides. RefSeq names its product protein tyrosine phosphatase 4A1 (gene PTP4A1). The transcript has 5 exons. Gene Ontology annotation, molecular function: protein tyrosine/serine/threonine phosphatase activity. Bases 34 to 555 code for a protein of 173 amino acids. Gene Ontology annotation, biological process: protein dephosphorylation. NCBI's taxonomy places the organism in Eukaryota, Metazoa, Chordata, Mammalia, Eulipotyphla, Erinaceidae. The record is from RefSeq and is a predicted model, not a curated record. Gene Ontology annotation, cellular component: nucleus.